CGCUGUUUCCAAUUCACCAUUGCUAACAGCCAUUUCAUUUAGGUCAUUUCUAGUUUUCAUUAUUUAUACAAUGACUGAGGAUGGAUUCCGAACGACUUGACAUGUCCGUGAAAGACCUGGGAUUUGGGAUUUAUCACCGCAAACAAUGAAUCGUUUUUUCAAUCCCAUCAAAGACCAAACCAGACGGGUGCAUUUUUAAAUAUAUAGGGCGCCUACAGACACAGUGUACAUAUUUUCAAAAAGGAUGACUGCACUCUGAACGGAGUCCGCAUAUUGGCCUACAGUUGAAUAUGGAAGCGGAUGGGUUAUCACUGAAAGUAUAAAAUCACAGGAGACUAGAAUGGUCGAAAAAAGGCGUCUCUUUUUUUGAUGGAGAAUCCAACAAGCAGAGCAAGACCCACAAUAAAAGCGUGAUGUUCUGUAAUAUGAACACCGUUAUUUUCAAAAUUGAGAUGCGUUUACCAGUGAUAGGAUCCAGUUGAUGACACCGAGAAAUAAGUAUUUGAAAACAGAAAAUAUUGUCAGAAUUGGAAUGUACCCAUUUGUUCUAUUCUGUCAGUGUGAUGGGAAUGUAUUGCUGAACAUUGGGAGAGCUUUAUGGAAAACCCGAAGACAUGACAUGCACACGAAAAAAGAGGAAACGAUCCUUUUUGUUCUUUAAAACCCGUGUUUAUUUAAGAAGUCUGCAACAGGCUUAAUUGACGGGGGAGCCUUGCAAAAGUAAAAGUAUAUGUGCAUUAAGAUCUGAUUCUACUGAGGUGACAAUACCCUGUAUAAAUGAUGUUUUCUGUCAUUUAAUUGUGAAGGAUGUCGACAUUCAUUGUGGAUUAUAUUUGGAAUUUAUGCUCGUUUUGUUGACCCCUCUAUGCCAUUUACUGUUGCUUUACCAUGAUCUUUGAAUCAUUUUAUAUUUAAUGUGGACUGCAACAAGCGGCCUAUAAUAAAAUCCCAAGCCUUUGUCUCGAGGACAAGCAUAAUAAAUAAGGAGCUGAAGCUGUGAGAAGAAGAGGCACGAGAGGUAGAGCUACAGGAAACAAGGGGCUUAGUGAAAAAUGGGGCAAUGCGGACUGAAGUGCUCCGGUUCCAUGUGAGAUCAAAAGGAGAGGCAACCACGAGGACGAACAAAAGGGCAGCUGGAGGAGGAGGCGGAGGAGGAGAGGGAGAAGGAGGAGUGGAUUUCAGGAGAGAAGUGUGCAUAACCUGGGAGACAAAGGGAUGGCCAAUGGCAACGAGACCAGUGAGGGGCUCGGCGGUCCCCUGGCGGCGGUGGUGGCCACGACGGGAGGAAUGGCAGUCGGGGGCCCAUCGUCAGCUGUGUCCACCUACAUCAAACUGGUCCUACUGGGGCUAAUCAUCUGCAUCAGCCUGGUGGGGAACCUGGUGGUGUCUCUGCUGGUCCUCAGGGACCGGGCACUGCACAAGGCCCCCUACUACUUCCUGCUGGAUCUGUGCCUGGCCGACACCAUCCGCUCGGCCGUCUGCUUCCCCUUCGUGCUGGUGUCCAUCAAGAACGGCUCGGCCUGGACCUACAGCGUGCUCAGCUGCAAGGUGGUGGCCUUCAUGGCCGUGCUCUUCUGCUUCCAUGCCGCCUUCAUGCUGUUUUGCAUCAGCGUGACGCGCUACAUGGCCAUCGCCCACCACCGCUUCUACUCCAAGCGCAUGACCUUCUGGACAUGCGUGGCGGUGGUGUGCAUGGUGUGGACGCUGUCAGUGGCCAUGGCCUUCCCACCUGUCUUUGAUGUGGGCACCUACAAGUUCAUCCGUGAGGAGGAUCAGUGCAUCUUCGAGCACCGCUACUUCAAGGCAAACGACACACUGGGCUUUAUGCUGAUGCUGGCUGUGCUGAUCCUGGCCACGCAUGUGGUCUACAUGAAACUGCUGCUCUUCGAGUACAAGCACCGCAAGAUGAAGCCCGUUCAGAUGGUGCCAGCUAUUAGCCAAAACUGGACCUUCCACGGGCCUGGCGCCACCGGCCAGGCAGCAGCCAACUGGAUCGCAGGCUUUGGUCGGGGCCCCAUGCCGCCAACCCUGCUGGGCAUCCGGCAGAACUUGCACAACCAGAACCGGCGCCUGUUGGGCAUGGAGGAGUUCAAGGCGGAGAAGCAGCUCGGCAGGAUGUUCUACGUGAUCACCCUGUUGUUCCUGGUGCUGUGGUCACCCUACAUAGUGGCCUGCUACUGGCGGGUGUUUGUCAAGGCCUGCACCAUACCGCACCGGUACCUCUCCACCACCGUAUGGAUGAGCUUUGCCCAGGCAGGGGUAAACCCCAUUGUCUGCUUCUUCCUCAACAAGGACCUGAAGAAGGGGCUCCUGGCACACCUGCCAGCCAGCUGUAGGACUAAACCUCAUCUGCCCCGAGAGCCUUAUCGCGUCAUGUGA
This is a messenger RNA of Oncorhynchus gorbuscha (pink salmon), 2379 nucleotides long. RefSeq names its product probable G-protein coupled receptor 173. NCBI's taxonomy places the organism in Eukaryota, Metazoa, Chordata, Actinopteri, Salmoniformes, Salmonidae. The record is from RefSeq and is a predicted model, not a curated record. Gene Ontology annotation, molecular function: G protein-coupled receptor activity. Gene Ontology annotation, cellular component: plasma membrane. The transcript has 2 exons. Gene Ontology annotation, biological process: G protein-coupled receptor signaling pathway. Bases 1216 to 2379 code for a protein of 387 amino acids.